Paramormyrops kingsleyae is the source of this 1043-nucleotide messenger RNA. It is a transcript of the gene vamp4, whose product is annotated as vesicle-associated membrane protein 4. Lineage: Eukaryota; Metazoa; Chordata; Actinopteri; Osteoglossiformes; Mormyridae. The record is from RefSeq and is a predicted model, not a curated record. Gene Ontology annotation, biological process: vesicle-mediated transport; Golgi ribbon formation; SNARE complex assembly. Gene Ontology annotation, cellular component: membrane; SNARE complex; trans-Golgi network.
GCAGAACUCUGCGUACGCCGUUUGCGUAGGGUCGCCGUUUUGCUUCCCGGUCAGCCGGAGAGAGAAGAGCGACGAAGGCGGCGGACGACAGCGCAGCGCUCACCAUGGCUGGAGCCGUCCAGUAACUCCAGAGCAUCUCGGACACGUCCGCAGUCAAGUGCUUUAUAGGAACGUCACUCUCACACUGAGCUCCCAGACUCCGGAUUUGGGUCAGUCGCCAAGAGGGAGCCUGAGAGAGAGGAGCAGACUGAAGAAAACAUGCCUCCCAAAUUCAAGCGGCACCUCAACGACGAUGAAGUCACAGGCUCCGUGCGCAGUGAGAGGAGGAACCUACUUGAGGAAGACUCUGAUGAAGAGGAGGACUUUUUCCUGAGAGGGCCGACAGGACCCAAAUUUGGACCAAAAAAUGACAAAAUUAGACAAGUCCAGAACCAAGUGGACGAGGUGAUCGACGUCAUGCAGGAGAACAUCUCCAAAGUCAUCGAGAGGGGUGAGCGUUUGGACGACCUGCAGGACAAGUCGGAGAGCCUGUCUGACAACGCCUCCGCCUUCAGCAGCCGAGCCAAACAGCUCCACCGCAGGAUGUGGUGGAGAGACACCAAGAUGAAAGCCAUCAUCGCACUGGUGAUCGUCGUUCUCCUGCUCAUCAUCAUCAUUCCUAUCAUCCUUCGGUACCACUAGCGUGUGGCGGAGAGGCCGGACCGCACGGGAGACUCAACGCACCCCCUCACAUCCUGACAUCCCAGCUCCCGUGCUCGCUCCCCCGCCACCUCUAGGGGGCACUCUCACUCUCCGCAGACGAGCGCCGCGUCUGAUUCUGGGGGCAGGGUGACACUGAGCUGCUCUGAGAGAGUUUGGCUUUUUGUUACCGCUGCGUUUGUGGCGGUACUGGACAAAACACACACACACACUUGCAUAAGCAGGCUGAAAUGACACCUGCCUGUCACACAGAAGGCCCCCACUGACUGUGGCCGGUAGAGCUGCAGUCGAUGACCCACCCCUUACAGAUCCCACCACAUCGACAGACCAUACAGUACCCCCCU